GGAUAUAAAGAAUUUGGCGUAAUAUUUCGGGUCCUCAGCCGAUAAGGUGUCAAACGAGGACGCUAGACGCUUCCGCUCGUCCGCCAUUGUUGUUCACUUUAUAUGCGUAUAGAAGACACGCGUAUGCCCAAUGAAUGCACGUGCAUGAUAAUUCGAUGAUGCAAGUUUUUUAAAAAUUACCAGCACGCAGUGCUGCAUAUAAGCGCGCACGUUUAUCUAUCACGGUCGCAUAACUCGAACUAUAAACCUGAUUUACAUUUAACAUGCGCGUCGAGACAAUGAACAGAUACGUGGUUCGUCGAUACCUGGAACAGUAAUCGAAUCGUUUAAUUACCUAGAUUUUCUACUCCCAAUGUUUCAUUCCGACAUUGAUUUUCUCACACGAAGGGGGAAAAGAAACCAGUUCUUGCUCUAUUAUUUAGCGUUUAAACGACGGAUAAAUAAUUACGCCAUAAUACGAUGUGCCGAUAGUGCACACGUAAUCAGCGAAUUGUAAAUGUUACACAGAAAGAGUAUGAAUAUCGGCUGAUAAGCGUUAUCACUUCUACACGAGUGCCUUUGGUCAUCUGCGAAACCCCAUUUUAUAUCCGUAUCCCUGACACGAAAUAUUACAUCUGCAAUUAAACUUUGCGUAAACGUUAAAGUACGUAUAUUUGCCCGGAUAAACAGUCACGGUGGUGAAAAGUCACGAGAGCACAAUAAGUAAUGUCUCCAUCGAUCGAGCCAUUGCCAGUUCAGAAGUUGGACGCACUUCUGACACAAAGUGUUGGUAAGAACUUUCAAAUAAAGCACCUAGAAUGGAGCCCUCUGACCGCCCCAGGCGAAAACUUUGGGAGCGUAAUGCUGGCCAUCACCGUCACCCUAACACGACCCACCGAUAAAACAGAGACUCUGAACCUGGUCGCAAAACUUCCACCCACUUCCGCCUACCUAUUGGACUUGUUCAACAGCCCAGUGUCGUUCCAAAAGGAGCUAUACUUCUACAAUUCGAUGGCGAAGGAGUUCUUGGACCUUCAGACGGAGAACGGCAUGAAGGGAAAGGACCCGUGCAAUCUGGUGCCCAAGUUCUUCGGUGGGAGACUUGGCUUGAAAGCACACGACGAGUUCGACGCACAGGCUGCCAUUAUUUUGGAGAACUUGAAGUGUAGUGGCUAUGACACAGAAGAUCGGAUCUUUGGAUUAGAUAGGAAACACACGAAGUUUGCCAUUGAAGGGCUCGCCAAGAUGCAUGCUUUCACCAUCGCUCUGAAGUUGAAGAAGCCUCAGGUAUACGAGGAAAUAGCGACAAACGUGUUCUUAGACAUUUGGAAUGAAACGACAGCAAAAUGCGUGAACGAUAUGAUCCGGAAAGCUCAGUCAGAUAUACAAGACAUAGAGGAACUUAAGCCGUUUGUGGACCGGGUCAAUAAGACCAUAGAAUAUGGUAUCAUGUAUGAGAAAACACGCAAGAGUGCGGAGGAACCAUGGGCGACGUUAAUUCACAACGACUUCUGGGUUAACAAUAUGAUGUUCCAGCAUAACGAGCAAGGAGAGCUGCUCGACAUGAAGAUCGUUGAUUUCCAGUUGUGUCUAUACGAUUAUGGCAUGAAAGAUCUCAUCUUUUUCCUCGUGUCCAGUGCGAAUAAAGAAAUUCUUGAUAAUAAUAUGGACGAAAUGAUCGACUGGUAUUAUUCCUGUUUCAUUAAUGCCUUGAAGAUGCUGAGAGUAGACACAGAGAAAUUCACCAAGCAGAAGUUCGACGAAAUUGUGGGUCACUGUGGACAAGUCAAGUUCAAUCAAUGUAUCAUGAUGGUCCAAGUGAUUCAGGCGCCUCGAAAAACCGCCUCAGAUAUAACAGUCAUAAAGGAAAAUAACGUUUUCACGAGUACAGCUGGCAACGAUAUAUAUAGACAAAAAUUAAUGACCAUUGUGAAUUUGUUUGAUAAACGGGGAUGGUUGCGCAAAUAGCACCAUUGUUAUUGUUUUGGUUUAUUCAGUUAGAUAAAUUGUGCUGCAUCGAAUAGUAUUUUUAUACGAAAUACAAAGUACAAAAUUUGUAGUAGACAAUGAAUGUUGAUAAACAUAAAUAGUUAAACUUUGUACAUGUUAUGUUUAUAUAAAUGUGUGUACAGAUUAAAAUGUAAUUUUAGAGAUACCAGAGAUAGAUUUGUAGUGUAUGAGAAUUUAAUCUCAUAGAAACACCAAAUAUGUUCAUAGCAAUCGUGUUAUUUUUAAGCCUUAAAAAUUAAGUAGUUGAUUAAAAAAUAAAUUUACAUUUAAUGCAUGUGUUAUCCUGUAAAACCGAUACUGUGCUUUCAAUCGUCUGCACCAUGUUAUUCUGCACGUUAAUUGUUUUUUGAAAUAAAAAGUCUAUUUUAUUACAUAAACGUAAUUCAAAUGAAAUUCAUUUUCUAACGAGUCAACGUGAACAAUAAAAAAGGUUACGUAAACGCUUCGGUAAUUGCUUUAGAGUUCAUUACCGCGAGAUUUUCAUAAUCUACUAAUUUAUAUUGUAAUUACGUUUCCCAGAAGUUUAAUAAAGAAGCGAAAC
Molecule: messenger RNA, 2530 nt
Organism: Eufriesea mexicana
Lineage: Eukaryota; Metazoa; Arthropoda; Insecta; Hymenoptera; Apidae
Exons: 2
Coding region: 706-1947 (413 amino acids)
Source: RefSeq, a predicted model, not a curated record